Oncorhynchus keta (chum salmon) is the source of this 840-nucleotide messenger RNA. RefSeq names its product probable serine/threonine-protein kinase samkC. Lineage: Eukaryota; Metazoa; Chordata; Actinopteri; Salmoniformes; Salmonidae. The record is from RefSeq and is a predicted model, not a curated record. The transcript is spliced from 6 exons. The annotation marks the transcript as partial.
CCCUCCAGUCAGAACACAACCCUCCAGUCAGAACCCAAACCUCCAUCAGAACCCAAACCCCAGUCAGAACCCAAACCUGCAGUCAGAAUCCAAACCCCCAGUCAGAACCCAAACCCGCAGUCAGAACCCGAACUCCCACCCUCCAGUCAGAACACAACCCUCCAGUCAGAACCCAAACCUCCAGUCAGAUCAGAACCCAAAACUCCAGUCAGAAGCCAAACCUCCAGUCAGAACACAAAUCUCCUGUCAGAACACAAACCCCCAGUCAGAAUCCAAACCCCCAGUCAGAACCCAAAACCCCAGUCAGAACCCAAAAACCCAAAACUCCAGUCAGAAGCCAAACCUCCAGUCAGAACACAAAUCUCCUGUCAGAACACAAACCUCCAGUCAGAACCUAAACCCCCAGUCAGAACCCAAACCUCCAGUCAGAACCCAAACCCCCAGUUAGAAAACAAACCUCCAGUCAGAAGUCAAACCUCUAGUCAGAACCCAAACCCCCAGUCGGAACCCAAACCUCCAGUCAGAACACAAACCUCGGUUCAGAAACCAAACCCCAGUCAGAACCCAAACCUCCAGUCAGAACCCAAACCCCCAGUCAGAACAGAAACCUCCAGUCAGAACACAAACCUCCAGUCAGAAAAGAAACCUACAGUCAGAACCCCAACUCCCAGUCAGAACUCAAACCCGCAGUCAGAACCCAAACCCCCAGUCAGAACCCAAACUCCCAAUCAGAACCCAAACCUCCAGUCAGAACCCAAACCCCGAGUCAGAACCCAAACCUCCAGUCAGAACCCAAACUCCCAGUCUGAACCCAAACCUCCAGUCAGAACCCAAACGUAG